AGAGGCUCAGUCAAAGCUGUGCUCGCUCCGCCCUCCUCCUCCAGCUAUUUGCCAGCCAGCCCCGUCUACAUAGACAGCCAGCCGCUCACCGUCCUGCUGUUGCGCGGAGUCCUGUCUUCUCCCUCCGAGCUCCAGCGUCGUUUUAUCCCCUUUGCGAGGAUCUCCAAGGGACCGGCUAGCGAGUACGGUCGCGUCUCUUUUGGGGCGGAAGUUCAGAUUUGUCUCUGCGACUUUUGUUCUCCAAUUGCCCUUCAAGACAUCCAGAGAAAAUGGCCAGACCUCUUCCUAUAAACCAAACUUUCCUGCCGCCGACCCACGGCGUACUGAAAUCCCUGCUGGAAAACCCGCUAAAGCUGCCUUUCCACCACAAUGGAGGAUUUGGGAAAGACAAGGAGGAAGCAAAGAAGCUGGACGAUGAGAGCAGCACAGCCAACCACCCACAGUCGGCCUUCCUUGGCCCUACCCUCUGGGACAAGACAUUACCGUACGAUGGAGACAACUUUCAGCUGGAGUACAUGGACCUGGAGGAGUUCCUGUCGGAGAACGGCAUCCCGGCCAACACCGAACAGGGAGACCAGGCAGCGCAGCAGGCACCGCAGGCGCAGCAGGCCUCGCCGCCCGCCCCACCAACCACGCCUACGCCCGCUGUGGUGGACCUCAGCAGCCGCGCUACCACCUCCAUUCACACAGGCAUGGCGCCUCAGACGUGUCUCCGCAGCCCCAGCACAGCAGCACUGCCCUCAGCCCGAGACACCCCCAGCCCCAUCGACCCAGAGUCCAUCCAGGUGCCCCUGGCAUACGAGCCCGACCCGCAAGACCUGGCUCUGUCUAGCGUGCCCGGCCAGGAAAUGUUCGACCCCAGGAAACGCAAAUUCUCCGCCGAGGAGCUGAAGCCCCAGCCCAUGAUCAAGAAAGCACGCAAGAUCUUCAUCCCCGAAGACCUGAAGGACGACAGGUACUGGGCCCGCCGCAGAAAGAACAACGUGGCAGCCAAGAGGUCCCGGGACGCCCGGCGGCUGAAGGAGAACCAGAUCGCCAUCCGGGCCAGUUUUCUGGAGAAGGAGAACGCCGCUCUCCGCAUGGAGGUAGCAGAGAUGAGGAAGGAGCUGGGCCGCUGCAAGAACAUUGUGGCUAAAUACGAGGCCCGGCACGGUUCCCUGUGAGCCCCCAAACCCCCUUCCCAACCCCACACCCACUUCACUCCCCCAACCUGCCUUCCAUCGAGUUUGAAGGACAAUGUGUCUCUUUUGGUGGAACUGCCCAUCUUCCCUCCUCUUCCUCCUCUCCCCUCAACCAACACACACCUGUAUGAUUCUGGUAUUAUAACUGUCAUUUUGACUUUGAUCAUAAGCUUCGGUUUGUGUGUUCCUUCUAUUUUCUGUAGACAUCACUUGACUAAAUAUUGACCGUACAUAGAUGCAUAUAUGUAUUCACACACUCUGAGGAGUUGUGAGCCGACCCACCAGCUGAGUCCCCUGCUUCUUUCCAUUUUUGAGAAACGAUGCCAUGCUGUUUGUUGUUCACUUUCAUACCAAUUUUAUACGCGAGAUCAGGACUGAAAACCGUUGUUUUCUGGUUCCGUUCUUCUACUACCACUUCUUCUUCUUCUUCUUCUUCUUCUUCUGUGUUAUGUGACGUGUCCGAGAGCCUGCUUAUACCCCACAAUUUUUUUUUUUUUUUCUCACCAUCAGCAACAUUAUCUUCUUUUAAACUCUUUCCUUGAUGUUCAUGUUGUAUUUCAUUUGUCUAACCUCCCAGCGCUCCAACACAUCUCCGCUCCAGCUUCUCCAACAGAACUCUGGGUAUUUUAAUGUUCAGAUAGCACUUUAUAAAAAGUCUGCUUUUUUUUUUUUUUCUGUGCAAUCGUGGGCGUAGCUUUGCAGUUUUUUUGUUUUUUCUUCUUCUUCAUCAACCAGCAAUAAUUCCUGUCCAGAACUAAACUAACAAGACUACCUACAUGUUUCUAAACCCCCUUCCUGCUUCUCCCUCCCCUCCCCCGGCAGAUCUCCCGUCUGUUUUCAACUCGCAUUUAAAGAUAACUUUAUAUAACCUCUGCACUAAUGCGUGUCUCACAAUCUGAUCCGGUGCAAUGUUUUCACUCGCUCAAAAUCCGCCUCAUAUUUAUCUACCUUUUCGUUCUCAGAUGGAAGAUUGUUGUUAUAUAUAUAUAUAUAUAUAUAUAUAUAUAUAUAUAUAUAGUUAUUAUAUAUUGUUGAUAUAAUUGUUAGUAUAAAUACUACUCUUGACAUUGUCGUUUAGCCUCCUCUUUUCAGAUUUAAGCAUGAUUUUUUAUUUUUUUUUCUGUUUGACUUAGCAUGAUUAAUAGGAGUGCUUUUAUUUUAGAAAUCAAUACAGAUGUCUGUAGUCUCUCAUCGUAGCUCUGUGUUUGCCCUCUUUUUAAAGAUGGCUGUCGGAAUGUAAAAGAUUUUGACAAAAAGAAGUUGGCUGGUGUUGUCCAAUACUGUGGUUAUGCCAAUCAAUUUGUUUACUGCAGACCAAAUGAUUCACAACAGAGACGAUAUAUUGGUUACAAGAGAUAUGUUUAUAUAAACCUAUUCUAUAAGUUGUU
Molecule: messenger RNA, 2569 nt
Organism: Perca fluviatilis (European perch)
Lineage: Eukaryota; Metazoa; Chordata; Actinopteri; Perciformes; Percidae
Gene: hlfa
Product: HLF transcription factor, PAR bZIP family member a
Exons: 4
Coding region: 270-1163 (297 amino acids)
Biological process (GO): regulation of transcription by RNA polymerase II
Cellular component (GO): nucleus
Molecular function (GO): RNA polymerase II cis-regulatory region sequence-specific DNA binding; DNA-binding transcription factor activity, RNA polymerase II-specific
Source: RefSeq, a predicted model, not a curated record